AAUAUAAAAUCUCUUCUUGCAUUUAGAAUGGCAUUUGAUUCGAUAUUUGGUACUGUCGAAAUACUCACUCUCUGGUUUAUGCCGUUAUAGUGUAUCGCUUUUAAGAUGACUUUGAAGCAGCAACAGCGCCUUUAGCUUAUCCUUCAUCUGUCAUACAAGUUGCAGGUCAAGUUCAUCAAUUUGGCAGAGAAAAAUGAAGAAAUGGAGAUGAUCAAUUUUCCUUCGGCAAUUUUUUAGACAUAUGGUCGAAAGUAACGUUACGUUCCUUGGUACCUAUAAUCACGAUCAAACUGGUAAUGAUAAAUCAUAUAAACCUGCCUAUUAUAUAUAUACAUAGUGUUUCAGACAUUGAAGUUUUGAAUGACCUCAAGGCUAAAUUAACGGAUUACGAUUGGAUCAUUUAUUUUAUGAACGGCAUUUGCGUGUACGUAUUUACGAUUUCGGAAAUUUUAUUUGGAUGUAAAGUACAUUCUUUUUUUUUAAGAAAAGGGGGUAAUAACAUUUAGUAAUACUUUCACAAGAUGCUUUAUUGCUAUAAGGAUAAAAUCGUUAUUUUAAUAUAGAACGACAUAUUUAUUCACGCGUCAUAUCGGAAUUUUAAUGUUACACGUAUCACUUUACUUCCACGAAACUUUAUUAAGAACUAUUUCCGCUAAAAUUCAUCAAUCAUACAGAUAAGCCGCGAACUUUAAUGGAUGCUAUUCAGGCAAUGGAGCGUGUAAUUGCCGGCAUAAAAAGAUGUCGUGGCUAUAAAAGAAAAAUCGGUGUCAUAAUUUGAUGUUUUGCGGUACAUAGAGUAUACCUUAUACGAACUAGUAUGCGAUUGCAGCUGCAGGCCGUUAUCGCCGCGUGCGCGUAAACGACGUAAUUUUAGAAUCAAGGAAACCGUGCUAAUGAUAUCCGACGAUAUGUCAUUUCUAUCUUAGACACUCCCUACUAAUUCGGUACUAUACAUCGAUUUAUAUUCUCUUUCUCUAGGCAGAUAAGAUUCCAGGAAUGCACGUGUGCAACUAUUGCAAUUUUUGUCACAAUUUCUGUGUCACGAAAUCAUUUCCGUGAGAUACUAUUCUACAUUACUAAGUUAUCGCAAAUUAAAUGUCAUUCCGUAUUCAAUUAUCAAUAAAAUUAUCAAUGAACGCGUGAAUUCUUUACUUUUCUGAUAGAUAAUAUAAUUUUGUUAAUUUUAUUGAGAUUCUAAAUAGUACAGAUUGGCUUGAAUAAAUUUAAAGUCAAAAAUAAAAUAAUUAACAUUUAAUAUGUUUGCAUAUAGCUGAGAGAAAAAAUGCAUUACACACACACACACACACACACACACAGAUUUUAUUCGUAUAUCUCAAAAACCAAUCGAUACAUAUCAGUCAAUUAUACUCGAUAAACGAGUUGUCGGAUUGCGAUAACGUGCUUGCAGAAAAUUUCGCGAGCAAUUUCGCGAGAUAGCGACUUGCUCUUUCAACAGCAAUGUUCUUUUUUAUUAUGCCGUACUGUCAAUUAUAAACACGAAGCGCUAACGAUUAUCUUAACUCACUGACGGCUGACAUUAGCACGCAAAUUCACAUACGAAGCGGUCAGGUUCUCGCGCGUAUACAUUGCUUUUGAUACACCCCAUUCUAUCACUUCUAACAUUCACUUUUCUACAGGUGCUAAUGUGUACACGUUAUUUCAAAUGCUAUAUGGAAGCACAUACUUUCCUUAUGAAAAGAUACAAGAUUGAAUCUUUUGCGGAAGAAUUAUGUAUGCAUUGUUUUAAUCGCCCUCCUCUUUUUCCUCAUCAUGAGAAUAUAACAUAACAUAUAAUAUUAUAAAAAUAUAAUACAAUUGAAAUUUUUUAUCUGAAAUAGAGAUAAGACAGGCAUAAAACUUGUAUUUGGCGUUAAAAAAUAAUUUCUCUUUUCUUAUUCUCUCAUCUACAUUUUGAGGAACGUUUACAUUCUCACAGAUUGUUUUUGAUGGAUUUUUGAUAAAUGAUCAAAGUAUCGAAGUAAAGUUUAUUUGUCUACAUGUCCGGAUAAGCAAUCUGUGAUUCAUUGGCAUCUUCAAUUUUCUUCGAUUAUAUGUCUUCGUCGAAGGAAGUAUAUCGGCACUUCACAUCUCCAUCUUGUGCAUUUGUUUACUCAUUUACUUGUAACUGUACUAUUUAUUUUAUUUUUGUAGGUGGUUUGUUGGAAAACGUGAUGUGUAUGAUGAAUUAAUAAAGUAAUGCCAUAUAUUUCAGAAAACCGAGAAACACACGUGAUUCUCGGCUCACUGUUAUCGCUAGCACGCUUUGACAUAAUCGGAUAUUAUCGUGAACGUGCAACGUCGCUAACAAAGUACCGGUAUUAGAUACAUACAUACAAGACGAGUACACGCAGGUGACUCGUUCGUAGGAGGGAUAUACAGCAACGAGAUACGAGAAGGAGGAGUUCCCUGCGAGUGCUCUCUCCGUCUCUCUGGAGAAACCACUCUCGCGAUGGCAGAGGUGGUCUCUACUCACCUGAGCGUUUCAAGUGGCAGUCGCCCUGCUGAGUCGCUCAGCGACGGGUUCUCCUCGGUGCGAGCACUACGAACGCGAUUUCUCAGGAAGAGAGAGAAAGAUCACAGACGAAAACUCUGGGAACUCGAAGAUCGACGACGACGUCGAGCAAAUCCGCGCUCCGGGAAAAAAAACGCGGAUCUUCCUAUUGAUGAUCUAAACUUCGCGAAUCGAUGAGGCUGACUCUGCCUCUGCCAAUGCAACCAGGAAGAUAAAACACUUCGAUCGCGUUUAAUUGUUGAAAGACAGGAACCGCUCUGUAGGACUAUUUUGUUAGAAUAAAAAUUGGUUGUAACCAUUACAAAAGAGUUGGACUUCCAUGAUCGACGAUCGAUUAUCAAAUUCGAUCAGUUUAAUUAGAGGAAUGUUUCUGAUGGGGGAACGGUUGAUUAAUUUGAUGCAGCUGUUAAUUUUAUUUAUUGAAACGGAACGACAUUUUCGGUGAGACGAUUAUUCUGUAAUAAUUAUUUCUGUAAAUUAUGUCGAUAAUUAUUUCAUUGAGUUGAUGGACCAAGAGGGUUUUUUUGUCCCUUCUGAUUAUUCUGUUAUUCGAAGAUAUUAAAGUCGCCUAGUCGAAGAGUUUGGAACAUUCCAUAAUGGACAAAUGUAAUGUAUCGCAGAUUACAGCGUAAUCAAAGAAUCAAGCGGCGAUCCUCGUGUACAUGUGAUCGUAUUCAUCACGAUUGUGAUCACACGUUACGACGCUUGCCGAUCGAGAAGAUCGAUUGUGAAUUGGAAAGACUGGCGAGUGAAGAAAGUGAACAUCUUCGGUGAUUUCAAGAUUUCGAUGGUUUCAACAAUAAUCGGGAAGCUAUUAUUUGAAAGAAAAAGUGAUUAUUGAUGUUUAAUAAAUGAAUCAUGAAUACGUUUAAUGCGAGAUCGACAAAUCGAUGUAUGUAAAUGUCCUCAAGCGAUAUGUAAAUUUGCCGCGAAAUCGACUGGUUUGACAACAUUCUGGACUUAUCAAGGUAGCGUAUAAUAUCGAGCGAAGCUGAAAAAGGUGCUCAUUAAAGAAACGAUUGCGAGAAAAAGAAACGGUUGAGAUUUAUGAGACUGCAUGCAAAAUGAUGAGAAGGAAGAAAAUGCUCAUUAAUUAGCAACCAGUCUCAUUGCAAAAGGAUCAACGAAAUCCAUGUAUGUGUUAAUUAUAAACUUGUGGCUAUAAUAUGCGAACAAUGUUAUUUACGAUCAAGACGAUGUUGCAAAUAUCUUAUUUAACAAAAAUUUGUUCAUUUUACAUGCUGGAUUUUAUGAUUUUCUGACGAAAAAAUAAAUAAGUAUUAAAAUAUAUAAUUACAUACAUAAAAGCUUUCACAAGUUAAACUAGAAAAUACCUUUUGAGUUUUCUUCUGAUGUAUAUGACAAAAUGGGAUAUUAGUUAAUAUGAAAGAAAAGAAGCGAAUUAUCAAAGUGUUGAAAAUCUACAGAAUUUGAAUAUCUAUAAAUAUCUACGAAAUUUGACUCCCAAAUGAGCCGUUUGAUUCCACCAAUUAGAUAGGAGAUAUAGUACCACCCACCAUAGGAGUAAGAGAAUUAAUUAACAUACGAUGUCGAGUGGAAUGUUUUACAGGGAUUAAUUCGGUUGGACUAACUCUGGCUAAUUGUAACGAUGAGAAUGUGAAUUAAGUAUCGAUCGAAAAAAAUACGGUCGGUCAUAAAUCUUGUGACGAUAGUGCGAUAGCGGAUGCCGACAACAUUAUCAUUAUAUAAUUGUAUCAAUAAUCACGUGGUCAUAAUUUAACGUUCCACGACAGAGCUGCCAAGUGUCACUUAUAAAGGUGACCGAUCGAUCAUAUGCUGAAGAAGCAGGUUUAAGCACGAAUCGUAAGCACGUAUCGUUCAACACGAGUCAGGCUUUUUCGCAAAGAGUACUUAUUAACAUCGCAAUCAAAUGGCACCGCGUUACGAAGAAUUCAAGCGAAGAGUGAUAAUGACACAGAGUAGCGAUCAGACUUAAAUCGAUCUUGCUCGACUUUACCUGUUUAAAUACAAAGUGUACGAGGGAGUACAUAUCGUACGAUCCCAAGAAUUCCGCGGACAGUGUGCACGAACUAUGAACUUCUGGGACAUGAAAGUUGAUAAUGUGAAUUAAACAAGGACAAUUCGUCAAGAAUAAUCGUUAGAAGUUUUGCAAGUCUUCACCGGAACAUUGUUUCACGUUCCAAGUGCCGAACUCGCAUACAGAUGAGUGAAUCAGCCGAAACUUCUUAUGAAGAAACACGAAUCUUCGUGAACGUCUCCAGUGAGCGUUGAUCAUAUCAAGUGGAGCAUGAUGGGAGAGGUGAUCCGUGUUUCUGGUAGGACGCCAGACGUUGGUGAUUUCCUAAAGGAGGCCAUGCUGUCACAGAGAUUCGCUGAUGUGGCUUUGUGCUGUCCAGGAGGCCAAAGAUUCCUUGCGCAUCGCCUGGUCCUGUCAGCAGCAAGUCCUUAUCUUCAGGAAAUGUUGCUGGCACAUAGUAAGGCUACCGCUCAUUGCGAGCCAAUCACGAUGAUCCUGGCAGAAAUGGAGGCACCGGAACUUGCUGCGCUUCUAGGCUUUGUUUACACUGGAAGUGCCACGGUGCCGCGCGUGCGACUGGACGCCUUCCUGCGUGCUGCCGAGGCUCUCCGUAUCCGGCUUCCGCCGGUACCAGUCGUGAUGACUAAUUGUAGCGAGCAAGCAACAGACUGCAAAUCGGAGGACGUGAAGGACAUUAAAGUCAGCUCCAAAUACUUGCAAUGCGAUCAAUAUCCCUGGUAUCAAUCAGGAAGAAAAGCUUAUGAAGAUCUGCUCGACAGGAAGGAACCCUGUAACAGAAUACUGUCGACAGACGACAACAGAGUUCUCAGGAACGCUAGAGUAUCUCAUGAAGUCAGCAAUUCUGGUAGAAUCUCGUUUGACGCUGGCUGUCCAGAUACGUGGCCGGUUAACCAUUAUCUGCAUCAGAAUAGAGCAAUAGAUGAUCUUUCCGCAGAAAAGAAUCACGACUCGAUGACUUUCGCUGAUAGGAACUCCGCGAUAGUUCCUGAUAGCGAGUCAUCCUUCAACGUAUAUCAGCAAAGUACAUGCUCCUCCGUAGGACCACAUCUGGAAGAAUAUGGCGGUUCAGAUCCUCUGGAAAGGAUCAGGAUGGGAUACGAGAGACUGCAAGCGAACAACACGGCCGAGAGGCCGGUAGACGGGGACGUCUUUGUGGGAGGAUCAGCGAACGAGUUUCGUGGAAGAGCACGAGAUGAGUGUCCGUAUCAGAACAGGAUACCUGCGUCGUCGUCCUUGCAAUGUGCCGCCGUCGAUCGGACGAGGUCGUUCGAUUACGCCUCGCAGCCGGUGACGGGCGAGGAUCUCAGCUGCGGCGAAAGUUGUUGUAGGUGGAGAACUGCCCGCAGGCACGUGGCUAAUCGAGUCACCGCGUCACCGUGGCGCCAGAUCGUCAGGCCCCAUCAUUCACCGAGGACGCCACGGCCCGUCAUCAUGGCCCCACGUCAUGCUGAUGACGACAUUCAAAAGAACUCUUUGACUUCGGAGCCGACUCGAUCCACGGUAAUCUCGAUAAGCCCAAAGGUUCAUUCCCCGAGGAGCGCGUCAAGAAGCGAUGGACUUUACGCGUUUGAAGUUUCCAGUUGUGAGACGAGCUUCAACAGCGAUUCGCGAUCGCGUGAGAUGAUCGGCAGUCCAGAUGUAAAAACGCAAGAGAUCUAUCGAUCUCCAGCUCCGUUCGCAUCCUCUAAUCAGAUCUCGCCGCUAACGGGCACGUUGCAACGGGGCAACGAACCGCCCUUUCAGAAUACCAGCAACGCGUUGGCGCGAUUAUUGCCCACUAGCAACGACAGCAUUAUCACAAGCGCCAGCAGAAAUAGCGAAUACGCGACGCCGCUGACACCGCAGAUACCGACAAAGCCUGAAUUAUCCCAUCCCAUUAGUCGACUCUGCGACACGAUUGAAUCUGACGAAAGGAGAGAGACUUCGGUAGUGGACGUAGAAUGUUCUAUAAUGAAUGUAGAAAAGAAGAACGGGGAAGAGAAAAUUACGAGGAUCUUUGUUAACAGUGAUAACAACAAUAAUAACGAAACGAUUAUUAGCACAGAAGUAACUCAGCGCGGACGACCGACCGACAAUCACAGGUGCGAUCAGUGCGGAAAGACCUUUGUCACGAGAGCAUCGCUCAAGGUGCACAGCCGUACGCACUCCGGCGAGAAACCGUUCCGCUGCUCUGACUGUGGCAAGCAGUUCUCGCAGCUACGCAACUAUAAGUAUCAUCGCAGCGUGCACGAGGGCACGCGGGAGUUCGCCGCCACGUGUCCAGAGUGCGGAAAGUACUUCAACGACCGUGGCUACCUGAGCUCACACAUGAAGAUUCAUCGGAACCGCAAGGAGUAUGGGUGCGCAGAGUGCGGCAAGAGCUUCAACCAGCGAGUGGCCUACAAUAUGCAUGUGCGCAUACAUACGGGCGUAAAACCGCACCAGUGUGAGCAAUGUGGCAAAGCGUUCUCACGAAAGAUGCUGCUGAAGCAGCAUCUGAGAACUCAUUCUGGCGAGCGGCCGUACCAGUGCCAGGUGUGCCAGAAGGCUUUCGCUGAUCGCUCUAACAUGACCUUGCACACUAGGCUGCACUCGGGCCUGAAGCCCUACCAGUGCACGUUAUGCUCGAAAGCCUUCACCAAGAAGCAUCAUCUGAAGACUCACCUCAAUUAUCAUACCGGCACCAAACCGUAUUCUUGUCCCAAUUGUGGUCUCAGGUUUUCGCAGAGCAGUAAUAUGAGGACCCAUUUUAAAAAGUGCAGUAUCAACAACCCUGCCGGAGUAGCCAAAUCCAAUGACGAAGCUGGCGUUGAUCGCGUUGACACCGAAGGUAGCAUGGCAGUGCAAGUAGACAGGAGCCCGGCGGACACUUUAACGCCGCCUAACUCUGAUCAGGAGUCUAGCAUCCUGACACCGAUCUCCAAAAACGUUGUUGCGAUUGACGGCAGCACGUAACGGUUUUUCUUACCUGUAAAACAAUUUUAUAUUUUGAAAGUAAAAUUAUUGAAGAAUAAAAAAAAUACAGUUUUAUGAUUGUAUCAUUAUAAUAGUAAAUGUGAUGAUAAUAAUAGAAAAUGUUGAUAAAAUACAACAGGUUUUGACAAGUAUUUAUCAAAGUAUCAGUAAGUUGACUGAAAGUGGACUGCGAAUUUUUGUGCUUUAUGUUUGCAGAAUUGCUACAAAUCCAUAAACAGUUUCUAGGAUAUCCUUUCUCUAUAACAAAAUUAUUUAUUUACAUCUGCAUUGAAAUAGCAAUAAAACAAACUAAAGUUGAUACUAAAUAUGCAGUUUAUUUUCAGACAAUCUAGUAAAUUGAAAUAAGAUUGAAGAAAGAUUGUGUAUCUUGUGAUGCAAUAGUUAAUGCAUUGUGCCUUCCAGUUCCUGUAUUUAUUGAACUAAUCUCAAUGUACAUAUAGAAUUAUGUAUUCUAAUAUAACAUUUAACAAUUUGAAGAAAAAGAGAUUUGAUGUUAAAGUGAUAAUAUCAAAUUAAAUAAUGUCAAAUUAAACUUUCCACACGGAAGGCUUGUUCCUUGAUUUGAUAAAAAUAAUUACUUUUAUUUUACAGAUGAUUUUUAUUUUUAAAGGUUGACAUUUACAUGUACAUUAUUUGAUAUGUCUAAUUUAAGUAGAUAUUUAUAAAAUAUUUAAUUGAGGUAGUAUUUACUAAUAUUUUAUGAUUUUGGGGGGAUUCUGA
Molecule: messenger RNA, 8207 nt
Organism: Ooceraea biroi (clonal raider ant)
Lineage: Eukaryota; Metazoa; Arthropoda; Insecta; Hymenoptera; Formicidae
Biological process (GO): regulation of transcription by RNA polymerase II
Molecular function (GO): DNA-binding transcription factor activity, RNA polymerase II-specific; protein binding; RNA polymerase II cis-regulatory region sequence-specific DNA binding
Source: RefSeq, a predicted model, not a curated record